This is a messenger RNA of Wasmannia auropunctata (little fire ant), 828 nucleotides long. RefSeq lists its product as uncharacterized. The record is from RefSeq and is a predicted model, not a curated record. Lineage: Eukaryota; Metazoa; Arthropoda; Insecta; Hymenoptera; Formicidae. Bases 110 to 574 code for a protein of 154 amino acids. The transcript is spliced from 2 exons.
AAAGGCAUUCUCGAACGAAAGGAAUUAGUUGUGGGCAAUUAGCAAUUCAGUACAAGCACUGAAGUCGCGCAUCUUUACGCAAGACAUUGUUUGAGUUUAACUUCUCAUCAUGACUCGAAGUCAUAUCGUUUCUGCGGUCUUCCUGAUCGCCGUUUCUGCAAGUAUGAUACAAGGAGCGGUAAUACCCGCACAAAACUUUCUCCAUGAACAAACUUUUCCCAAUUUCGUGGAUCUUCUAAGCAUGCCCAAGUUUGGCGAAUUGUCUCAUGGUGUUGCGACAUCGGCAGCUAAGGCACUAUCAAGUGCUACCAGCGGUGCCAAAACGUACAUCGAUACCUUCCGCAAUGGUUUGAGCCAACAUAUAACUGUUCCAUCUGAAUAUCCUGUAUUGCAUCGUUUCGUGCACGGAGAAGUAUGGCCGAAUUUUGCGGAUCGAGUGACGGGAAUUGUUCCUGGCCGUGUAAUAUCGCCAUAUCCUUCGAGCAAUUACGGAGGCGUUAAUAGUGGUGCUGCUUCCGCUGCAGCUACAAGUUCUGCUGGAUCCGGAGGAUCAGCAAGGCAAAUAGCUAUUUAAGCUUGUAAUCCACUUGAAAAAAUCGACAUUAAACAAUGAUAUUAUUUAUCAAUUAAUAUGCACAAUAGAUGCAAUAAAUUUGUACAAUGUCCUUAAUAUACUUACUGACAGUAAGUUUAAUUAAGUACAUCGAGAUAAUAAGAUAAAAUAAUUUCAAGUAACAUGUAAUUUCAAACUUUUGUUAAUUACACAAUAGUUAUAAGGUACUUGUUUCUUCACAUAAAAAAAAUAAAAUAUUGCUUUUUAUUAACAUA